AUGAUGCCCGUCGGGGGGCCGCGCUCGCUCAGCCCCGCCGCGCUGUCGCGCAGCCUCUCCCGCCUGCGCGAGUACCGCACCCGCUCGCGGAUCAUGCUGGCCCUCGGCGUCACCCAGAUGGUCCUCGGCUGCCUCAUCGUGGCCGUCAGCUUCGCCGCCCUGGCGCUCACCACCUCGGCCCGCGUCCGCCACUCCUGCCCCUUCUGGGCCGGCUUCUCGGUGCUGCUCUCUGGACUGAUCGGAGUUGUCUCAUGGAAAAGGCCUCUCUCUCUUGUGAUCACCUUUUUCAUGCUCUUGUCGGCCGUCUGUGUGAUGCUCAACUUGGCAGGUUCCAUCCUCUCCUGCCAGAAUGCUCAGCUGGUCAAUUCCUUGGAAGGAUGUCAACUGAUUAAAUUUGACAGCGACAGCGUCUGCGUUUGCUGUGAGCUACAACACCAGCCCUCAGGCUGCAGCCUGGGUGAGAUGCUGAAAUUGAACCCUUUGCAGGAAUGCAACACUGUCAGGCUGACCCUAAAGGACCUGUUGUUUAGCGUCUGUGCUCUCAAUAUCAUCUCCACUAUUGUCUGUGCUCUGGCCACCGCGAUGUGCUGCAUGCAGAUGGUCUCCUCCGACAUUCUGCAAAUGUUCCUGCCGCAGAGGUCUCAUUCUGCCAACCCUGACUGUAUGACACCCCAUGGGACUAUCUUGGGGCACCAGACCUUGGAUUUUGAUGAGUUCAUCCCUCCAAUUCCACCCCCACCCUACUACCCACCCGAGUACACAUGCACUCCUGUGAUAGAAGCACAAAGAGGGCUCCACCUGGACUUUCCUCACUCACCCUUUGGCGCUUUGUACGAGGUUGCCAUCAACAGUCCUGGAAUGCUCUAUCCAUCUGAGCUGCCCCCUCCCUAUGAAGCAGUUAUUGGACAAAGCCCAGCCAAUCAGGUCAACAAUGUGGACCAGCGAGUCACAGAGCCCAGUCUGGCCUCGGCAGACAGCACUUCCCACGUGGCCUCUGAAGCAGCUGACACCCCUGAGCACCUCAGUUACUCCUCAGAGGACCUCUGUUCUCUGGAAGUCCAGGAGUCUCUCCUUUCCACGGACUUCUCUUCGUACAAAGCAACCCACAAAGGUGUUGUAAAUAGGAGCUGCUCCAGCUUAGACUACAGCACCCGUUGUGAGUUGCAUAGGACUCGCUCCCAGGGUUCCCCAGGCGACGAGGCCAGCCAGACCUCUGUGAAUGGGUCUCGUGGCCAGGAGCCUGAGACCUGCUCCCGUAGUCGCUCCUCGGACUGUUCCUCAGAGAACUUCACUGCCUCCAAGAGAGAUUCACGCAGCUCAGUCAGAGAAUGCAAAACCACACCCCCUCAGAAGCCACGGAAGAUGUGUUGCGGAGUCUUCAUCCCACCUGCUGGGCCACAGACUCACCAUGCCCAUUGCUCAGUGCCUGCAAACAGUUUGCCCCACAGCUGCCCAGAGAGGAUGGCCCAACAGCGCACCAGGAAAACCCGGAUUUCCAGCAUAGUCCGAUCCACUAGUGACCCUCUGUCAUGUUCGUCUGCCACUGAAGUUCCUGCCUCUGGUCCUCACGUGGCUGCCUCUACUUAUCAGGACUCCAGAAACCAGCUCCACCCAGUGGGAAAGCCGAGGGACCCCAAAAAGGCCGAACGUUCCCGGAAGCCAAAGGCCUUCCAGACCAUCUGCAAGGAGCGCCCCCACUCUCUGGUGGACCUGCAAGCCUACAAGGACACAAAGAUCCUGGUGGCCAAGUUUUUGGAGCACUCGAACUGCAACCUCCCCCCAGAGGUGCGUCAUGUGGUGAACAGCAUCCGGUCGGUCAUCAAGUCUGACGAGCGGCACAUGGAAGAAGCCAUCUUCAGUGCAAACAUCAUUGACCAGGUGAUCACGAGCUCCCGACAGAAUGUGGAUACCUCAAGAAAACGGCUUCAGGAAGACCUCCACCUACAGAGCUGUGGGGCACUGAGCUCUCCGGUGGCCUUUUUACGCAGGGCUCACAUCGGCCCCAGCUUAGAGAGGCCACACAGUUUAAUCGGAGUCUGUCGAGAAACCAUCCUUUGACAAAGUACUGUGGCUGCUCCAUGGAGGAAUAUUCCAGCUCCGCUGCAGGCCUCUGAGGGAGCCAAGCAUCU
Messenger RNA from Lacerta agilis (Sand lizard), 2129 nucleotides. RefSeq names its product family with sequence similarity 189 member A1 (gene ENTREP2). The record is from RefSeq and is a predicted model, not a curated record. The transcript is spliced from 11 exons. The coding region runs from base 1 to 2058 and encodes 685 amino acids. Gene Ontology annotation, cellular component: membrane. Lineage: Eukaryota; Metazoa; Chordata; Lepidosauria; Squamata; Lacertidae.